Adineta ricciae is the source of this 3645-nucleotide messenger RNA. Lineage: Eukaryota; Metazoa; Rotifera; Eurotatoria; Adinetida; Adinetidae. The record is from the annotation of a GenBank genome assembly.
AUGUAUUCGAGCAAUGACCAAGCGCAAAUCGAAAAUGAUGAUGAUCGAGAUAUUACACCUGAACUUUGGCAAGAAGCUUGCUGGACAGUCAUAUCAUCCUAUUUCGACGAGAAAGGUCUUGUUCGUCAGCAACUUGACUCAUUCGAUGAGUUCAUUCAGAUGUCUGUACAACGCAUUGUAGAAGAUUCUCCACCGAUUGAACUGCAAGCACAAGCACAAUAUACUCAUACAGGACGAGAUGCACCACCAAAAUACACAAUCAAAUUCGGACAAAUCUAUCUGUCCAAGCCAAUCCAUCGAGCUGAUGAAGGCACUGUUUAUCUAUGGCCUAAUGAAGCUCGCUUAAGAAACUUAACCUAUGCAGCACCCUUAUAUGUCGAUCUAAAUAAAACUGUUUAUAAAGAUAAUUCACCACCCGAAGAGAAAAAGUAUGAGAAGGUACAUAUCGGCGAUAUACCCAUCAUGUUGCGUUCAGCAUACUGUCUUCUCGCGGAAAUGACAGAUCGUGACUUAACAGAACUCAACGAAUGUCCACUAGACCCCGGCGGCUAUUUCAUUAUCAAUGGUAGUGAAAAGGUGUUGAUCGCUCAGGAGAAAAUGGCCACGAAUACAGUCUACGUAUUUUCGAUGAAAGAUUCCAAAUAUGCGUAUAAAUGUGAAGUUCGUUCUGUACUGGAAAACUCGAGUCGACCAACCAGUACACUGUGGGUGAAUUUGAUGGCCAAAGGAGCACAGGGCGGAAAGAAGAGUGCAAUUGGACAGCCGAUCAUCGGUAUUUUGCCUUAUAUCAAACGAGAGAUUCCUAUCAUGAUCGUCUUUCGCGCUCUUGGUCACGUUUCUGACCGUGAUGUUCUUGAACAUAUCAUCUACGAUUUCGACGACAUGGAAAUGAUGGAAAAAGUGAAACCGUCGCUAGACGAAGCAUUUGUCAUUCAAGAUGAUAAACUCGCACUCGACUUCAUAGGUGCACGUGGUAGUAAUCCUGGUGUGACACGAGAAAAGCGUAUUCGCCGAGCGAAAGAAAUCCUACAGAAAGAAAUGUUACCACAUAUCGGUAUUACUCAACAUUGUGAGACGAAAAAGGUUUACUUUCUCGGGUACAUGGUCAAUCGUUUGCUGUCCGCAGCUUUGGGUCGCCGCGAACUGGACGAUCGAGAUCACUUGGGAAACAAACGUCUCGAUCUUGCAGGUCCACUCCUAUCCUUCUUAUUUCGUCUUCUGUUCAAGCGUCUGAUCAAAUAUAUAACUGCAGCUGGUCAAAAGGCAGUCAAUAAGAAUCGCGAUGUUAGCCAAUGGGUCGUUCGAUCUGACAUAAUUACUCAAGGCUUGAAAUAUUCCUUAGCUACAGGUAACUGGGGUGAUCAAAAGAAAGCUCAUCAAGCGAGAGCUGGUGUCAGUCAAGUGUUAAAUCGACUAACGUAUGCAUCCACUCUAUCUCAUUUGCGGCGAGUCAAUUCGCCGAUCGGACGCGAUGGUAAACUAGCUAAGCCACGUCAACUACACAACACCCUGUGGGGAAUGGUCUGUCCUGCUGAAACACCAGAAGGACAUGCAGUUGGCCUGGUGAAAAACUUGGCUUUAAUGGCCUACAUUUCCGUCGGAUCUCAGCCACAACCCAUUCUAGAGUUUCUCGAAGAGUGGUCAACAGAAAAUAUGGAAGAAAUCACUCCAUCAAGUAUUCGAAAUGCUGCGAAAAUCUUCGUUAACGGCUGUUGGAUCGGUAUCCAUCGUGAUCCGGAUCAGCUGAUGAACACACUUCGCCGUUUACGUCGUCAAUGUGAUAUUAUUGUCAGCGAAGUUUCCAUGGUUCGAGAAAUUCGUGAACGAGAAAUUCGGAUCUAUAGUGAUGCAGGCCGUAUCUGCCGUCCUCUAAUGAUUGUUGAGAAACAGAAGCUUCUCUUGAAACAACGACAUGUCAAUGCACUCAAGCACCAAGAUCCAGUAUUCGAAUGGAAGGAUCUGCUUGGUGAAGGUGUAGUCGAGUUCAUCGACUGUCUCGAAGAAGAAACAAGCAUGAUUGCAAUGGUUCCUGAAGAUCUGCAACCUAAAGGAGAAUCAGCCUAUUGUUCAACGUAUACUCACUGUGAAAUUCAUCCGUCGAUGAUCUUAGGCGUUUGUGCAAGUAUUGUACCAUUUCCUGAUCAUAACCAAUCACCACGUAACACAUAUCAAUCAGCUAUGGGUAAACAAGCCAUGGGUGUUUACAUCACUAAUUUCCACAUUCGAAUGGACACACUCGCACACGUUCUGUUCUAUCCACAAAAACCACUAGCAGCCACUCGUGCUAUGGAAUAUCUUCGAUUCAGCGAACUGCCAGCAGGCAUCAAUGCAAUCGUGGCGAUCGCUUCUUACACUGGCUAUAAUCAAGAAGAUUCAAUUAUUCUCAACUGGAGUUCAGUAGAUCGUGGAUUCUUUCGAUCCGUUUUCUGGCGUUCAUAUCGAGAAGCUGAAAGUUCGCAAGGUGAUCAACAUAAAGAGACCAUAGAGAAGCCACAACGCACCACGUGUGUCGGCAUGCGCAAUGCCAUCUAUGAGAAGCUCGAUGAUGAUGGCAUCAUCUCGCCUGGUACUCGAGUCAGCGGUGACGAUGUUCUCAUCGGCAAAACCGUUACUUUGCAAGAUACGGAGGAUGAUCUGAAUAGCAAAGCGAAAAAGUUCAUGAAGAAAGAUGCGAGUGUGUUUAUGCGUGCAAGUGAAACUGGAAUUGUUGAUCAAGUGCUUUUGUCGAUUAACGACGAAGGCUACAAGUUUGUGAAAAUCCGUGUACGAACAGUGAAAGUGCCACAAAUCGGUGAUAAAUUUGCUAGUCGUCAUGGUCAGAAAGGAACAUGUGGUAUACUCUAUCGAAUGGAGGACAUGCCAUUCACUGCUGAGGGCAUCACACCGGAUUUGAUCAUCAACCCUCAUGCUAUUCCAUCUCGUAUGACAAUCGGACAUUUGAUCGAAUGCUUACAAAGCAAAGUUGCAGCCAACAAAGGUGAAAUCGGUGAUGCCACGCCGUUCAAUGACAAUGUGAACGUGAAACACAUGUCUGAGAUGUUGAACGAGUAUGGGUAUCAUCUGCGAGGCAAUGAAGUCAUGUACAAUGGUAUGACAGGAAGAAAGUUGACUUGUCAAAUCUUCUUGGGACCGACUUAUUAUCAACGACUGAAACAUAUGGUGGAUGACAAGAUCCAUUCUCGUGCUCGUGGUCCUGUGCAAAUCUUGAAUCGUCAGCCAAUGGAAGGUCGUUCGCGUGAUGGUGGUCUUCGUUUUGGUGAGAUGGAGCGUGAUUGUCAAAUCUCGCAUGGUGCUGCGCAGUUCUUGAAAGAACGUCUUUUCGAAGUGUCGGACCCGUACCGAGUGCACGUGUGUAAUAUUUGUGGUCUUCUUGCCAUCGCUAAUCUUGCCGAGAAGACAUACAGCUGCAAAGGGUGCACAAACACCACACAAAUAUCUCAAAUACGACUACCAUAUGCAUGUAAAUUGCUGUUUCAAGAGCUGAUGGCAAUGAACAUAGCACCGCGNACGUGUGUAAUAUUUGUGGUCUUCUUGCCAUCGCUAAUCUUGCCGAGAAGACAUACAGCUGCAAAGGGUGCACAAACACCACACAAAUAUCUCAAAUACGACUACCAUAUGCAUGUAAAUUGCUGUUUCAAGAGCUGA